AUGCCUUCCCAAGCUGGCCCCGAUUUUGCAAAUCCAACUCGCCCAGGUAGCGAAAGAUCCGACGAAUUCUCAUUUGUCAACGACAUCCUACCAAUAACCUCAACUUCCCGCCUCUUUCACGUUUAUAAUAGGCGACGAAGAUCCGAUUUCGCCAUAUUUACCGCGGAAAAGACUCCUCUCGCAUACGUGCGUUGUUCAUCAUUUACCAUCGGCAAACCAGACCUCACAUACCACGCCGGUGAAAACGAGGAGGGCCCCAUCACAGCAGUUUGUAAAUUCGUGAACUUCUCCCGACACUGCAAAAUAGGACUCGGCCGUGCAGAUGACCCAAAUAUCGCCUGGGAAGAUCUAACACGCCACAAACUUACCACACAUUAUCGAUUCGAAAUCACACUACAAGAUAAUGGCUCGGGGUUACCGAGGAGGAAAGCUUUCGUUUGGAAGCGAACCAACAGCGUCGGAAUUGGAGAAGAUAAACCGUCGAAGCUGAGCUCUAGGAAUUUCAAACUCCAAGAUGAAGAGACUGGAAAUGUUAUCGCUGUUUAUUUGAGUGCGGGGGCAAAGAGCUGGAAGAAAUCUGGCAAGUUUCAGAUUGAGGUUGAUCAUGGGAAAUCUUUUGAUACAAUGGUUUUCAUUACAGGUCUUGGGCUUUUGGAGAAGGAAAGACGUCGACAGCGGAGUGAGUGA
This is a messenger RNA of Penicillium manginii, 687 nucleotides long. RefSeq lists its product as uncharacterized. The transcript has a single exon. The record is from RefSeq and is a predicted model, not a curated record. Bases 1 to 687 code for a protein of 228 amino acids. Lineage: Eukaryota; Fungi; Ascomycota; Eurotiomycetes; Eurotiales; Aspergillaceae.